AUGAUAGUGCCAGUCCACGGCUUCACCGCCCUUCACUUAGCUGCCCAGGCUGGCGAGAAUCGGAUCGUCCGAAUUCUCGUUGAGGGAGGAAAUGCCAACAUUGAAGCGAAGGCAAGAAUUACCUGGCCUCACCUGUCUACGUCUCACGUAAUCAUAACGCCGUUGCACUAUGCCGCCAGUCGAGGUUUAUUAGAGACCUGUGAACUUCUCCUAGAUCUGGGUGCAGAUGUGAACUCGCAGCCAAAACGGAGAAAACCAGGCGGCGGAUGUGAAGAACAAUUUUCACCUCUUCAUCUCGCCUGCUACAGUGGGAAUGCGCAAGUGGUCUCAUUGCUCAUUGAAAGAGGUGCCAGUGUUACAUGCGUCACAAGAAGAACAUCAGUGACUUACAUGAAUUGUCUGGAUCUGGCGGUUUAUGCUAAUCAAACAGAGAAUGCGUUGGCUGUGAUCCGAUCGAAUAGAUGGAGGGAAGCAUUGAUGAACGAGACCAUUUUCCACGGAACGGCUGAAACGACAAUCAUGGCUAAACUGGUCAAGGUUAUGCCGGUUGUGGCAAGGGAAGUCUUGGAUAAUUGCUUAGAGUCAUCGCCAAAAGAACAACCACGCGAGCAAGGCAGAGAAGAACCGGGGCUGGAAACGACAUCAGACCACAAGCAAGACAAAGAGGCGUUUGACAAUUUAGAACAUUCAGGGAUGCCGGUGUUUGAUCGAUUAACACUCCAUCAAGUACCUGGUAGUAAUAGAAAAGAAAACGAGGAGGAAUUUGCAUUUAAUGACGAGUUCAUCUCCGAUGAGGAAUGGAGGAACGCGCUGAUCAAAGACCGAUAUGCGAGAAUAGUUUCAGGAAAAUUUACCAUAGAUCGAAUGCUUGUUGUCAGGAAAGGUGACUGUCUCAGACAAAUGAUCCGUCACAAUAGAGUGGAGCUUCUCUCCCACCCACUGGUCAGAGUCUUGCUGCUACUAAAAUGGAGGCGAUUCGGACGGGCGGCCUUUUUUAUGAAUCUGCUAUCGUAUGUGGUCUUCCUAUUCUUUGUAAACGGAUAUGUGCUCUCGACAGCGUUCAUGGCACCUCAUCAAUACAAAGACUUACACAUCCUCCAAGACCUCAACGGCACAGACUGUGAGAGGAUCAGGCAUCACACAGCAACAGUUGGCCCUGAGGCUCUUAUAUCAACAUUCGGCCAGGUUUGCAGGAUCGGCAUAUGGAUCCUAGGCAUUUCGCUGCUGCUUAAAGAGGUGAUUCAGAUCCCGUUCUCAGGGCUAGCUGGAUAUCUCAGUGGUAUUGAGAACUACAUCGAGUGGUUUGUAUAUCUAACAGCAAUCCUCCUUGUUGUAGAUUUUGAACAGUGCCAGACUGAAACAGGCUUACGAUUGGACUGGCAAUGGCAGCUUGGUGCACUCUCUGUGUUCUGGAGUUGGAUCAAUCUCCUCCUAUUCAUUAGGAGGCUACCCGUGUUCGGUCUCUAUGUCGUUAUGUUCACCACCAUCCUCCGAUCAUUCCUUCUCUUCCUACCCGUGCUUCUUCUCUUCAUUGUGGCCUUUGCCAUCUCCUUUCACUGUUUACUGGCAAAUCAGGUAUCAUUUCGCUAUGAGAUUACCUCUAUCAUAAAGACCUUCGUCAUGAUGGUCGGCGAGAUGGACUACGGUAAUAUGUUUGAUGACCGAGCAAGCGAACAACAAAGGGGAGUGAUGAUUUGGUACGAGGCCGUCACCUAUGUACAAUUUGCUCUCUUCCUUGUGGUUAUGGCGAUCCUAGUCAUGAAUCUAUUGGUUGGUUUAGCUGUCGAUGAUAUUCAGGAGGUGAUGAAACAAUCACAACAGCAGAUGUUAGCUUUACAGGCAAAGUUUCUCCUCGAUUGUGAACAAGUGAUUGAUGAAGUGCUUUUAUUCCUCAAAAGGCACUCUGGUGGUUUUCUCGCGAAGGAUGGCAGAGGCAAGGGAAUGGCCGAAGUUGGGCGGGGGGAUGAUUCGACGAAAUGCACUUAUCAGGACAUUGUGCAGAGGGGACCAAAACGCAACAGGAUCUGUCUAAGGAGGAUCACGGGGCCCAUGGCAAGGAUAGCACGGAAUUGGGUUAUGUCUGAGACCGCCAUAAUAGAGGAAUGGUACAAUUCACGACAGGCGACCCAUGGCAAAACAGACGAGGACAUGAGCAGGAUACCAGAACAGAUUGAAAGCUUGGCAAGGAAGCAUAAGGAGCUACAGGAAGGCUUGGUAACGGUCAAGGAAGAAUCCAAAAUAAGUGCUCGAGAUAUAAAGGAACAGAUGAAACGUGACAUGAAUGAAGUGAAAGAAAACAUAAACGCAGAGUUCAGCAAGAUGACAGGAGAAAUGAACAAGAUAUCUAAGAUGUUAGAAACAUUCUCAAAAACCUAAUUCUAUUUCAAUAGCAAUCAUUUCACAUGCAUUUUAUAUAAUUAUCUGGACGUACCUGAACUGUAUAAAUGAUUAUGGAGCAUGACUUAAAGAAGAUCGCUAAGAUGUUUAAAAAAAUUCUUGAAAACCUUUUAAAAAAUGUCAGAAUGUUUUUAAAGCAAAAAAAUUAGGAACAUGUCCAUCUCCCUCUCUUCAAAAACAAAAAGUUCGUCUACUGGAAUCAGAAUUCUUUCUGAAUAAACAAAAUAUCUAGAGAACCAAAAAAUAGAGUUUCAAACUAAAAAUAUUAUGUAUUUGGGGUAUGACCGCUACCUGGGGACCGAAUCGCGGCCCCUUGUGAUGCCCGGUUUGGCCACCAGGGGGCUUUUGGCAAAAACACAAAAAGUGCAAUAAGUCCGUAAUAAUGG
Messenger RNA from Lineus longissimus, 2783 nucleotides. RefSeq names its product transient receptor potential cation channel subfamily A member 1 homolog. The coding region runs from base 1 to 2376 and encodes 791 amino acids. Gene Ontology annotation, cellular component: membrane. The transcript is spliced from 13 exons. Lineage: Eukaryota; Metazoa; Nemertea; Pilidiophora; Heteronemertea; Lineidae. Gene Ontology annotation, molecular function: monoatomic ion channel activity; protein binding. The record is from RefSeq and is a predicted model, not a curated record. Gene Ontology annotation, biological process: monoatomic ion transport; transmembrane transport.